Molecule: messenger RNA, 3231 nt
Organism: Oryza brachyantha (malo sina)
Lineage: Eukaryota; Viridiplantae; Streptophyta; Magnoliopsida; Poales; Poaceae
Exons: 10
Coding region: 72-1793 (573 amino acids)
Source: RefSeq, a predicted model, not a curated record
UGGACGCCGUCCGAUGAGGAGCCGCGCGGCACAAAAACCCUAGCUGUCGGUCGCUCCCCCCCGCGCCACCCAUGGCCACCACCACCGCCUACACGCUCCGCCUCUCCCCGCCGCCGUCGCCCUCGCCCUCGCCGCGGCGGCGGCGGCAGCAGCAGCAGCACCACUCCCCGCUCUUCCCCCAGCCCCGCAGCCGCGGGGCCGCCGCCACGAGGGCGGCCGCCAGCUGGGCCCCGGUGGACUGCGGCGACGACGGCCUCGGCGGCUGGUGGCUCCCCGGGCAGCAGCCGGCGGAGCGGGGGAGGAGGGAAGUGGAUAUUGGGAGUGCAUGGUCCGGGAGAGCCCUCGCGGUUGGGCUCGGGGCUUCGGCGGCAAUCGCCUUGGCGGGGAUGAUGUGGCACUUGCCGUCGUCGAGGAAGUGUCUGCAGCAAUUUGUCCAUGCCCCAUUACACUAUGUUCAAGAGAAGUUAUCAACGUCGGAGUCAAAAGAGACAGCUAAGGAGGAUGCAGGUGACACAGAGCAGGAUAUAAUUGAUGUUUCAAGGACAACUCUUGAUGAGAAGAUAGAUUCAAAAAAUGAUGAUUCAAGACACAUCCACAUGCCAACCAGUGGUGUAUGUGUUUCUUUUAGAGCUUCUGUAGAUCCAGUGCAUGAGGAGGCUUUCUCUAUAUUGAAGAAGCUACAGAUAAUUGAAAAAGAUGCUAGCUCCAGCGACUUUUGUACUCGGAGGGAAUUUGCAAGAUGGUUUAUUAAGUUGUACUCAAAGAUAGAAAGGAAAAGGAUGCAUAGGAUCAUCCCCAAUAUAUUAACUUCUGGUUCAGUCAGAAAUGCCUUUGACGAUAUAGAUGCUGAUGACCCAGAUUUCUUGUAUAUCCAAUCUUUAGGCGAAUCUGGCAUUGUAUCCAGCAAGUUGUCGAACUUCUUGGGAACAUCAACAAAUGGCUCUUAUAGUGAAAAUGAAAAUUCUAACUUCCUGCCUGACAGUUAUCUAUCACGUUUUGAUCUUGUUAAUUGGAAAGCUCUAGUGGAGCAUCCACGUGCAACUGAAGUAGACCUGAAGAUGCUGAGUAAAAAUGUUCACAUUUUGGAUCUGAGCGCUUGGCCAGAUGUAUCAUUAUCCAUACUUAUAGAUUUGAUGGAUGGCGAACAGAGCAUCAUCAGCAAAGUUUUUGGAAACACUAGACGCCUUCAACCACAUAAACCUGUCACAAAAGCACAAGCAGCUGCUGCACUGACCACUGGCCGAAUGGAAGAAGUAAUACGUGAUGAGUUGAGCAGACUAGAAGCUCUAAAUCAAUCCCAGCUUUCUGUUAUGAGUGAAAUAAUGGACGAGUUAAUUAAUAGGGGAGAUAUGAAACAAAUUUGGGAGGAUAAGAUGGAAAAGGAGCAAAACCGUGAGUUUGCAGUUGAAAAGCACCUUCAACAUGUGCUGCAAGAACUUGCAAAUGAGAAAACUGAUAGAGAAAAAGAACUUGCGGUCUUAUUGAAAGAGAGAACAGCUCUAGAACAUCAGAAUCAGGAACUUGUGAAUUUGAGGUCAGAGAUUGAUGACAUGUAUGAUAGACUAGCCAUGGAAAGGCUAGAGGUCAUGGCAGAGGAAAAAACCCUGGAAAAGCUCUCAUUUGAUGUGAGUAGGAAGCAUCAAGCUAUUUCUGAAUCUAAAUCUUAUCUUGAAGCUGAGAAGGAAGCUCUUACUAUGCUAAGGUCUUGGGUGGAAGAAGAAGCAGCACGUGUACAUGAACGAGCUGAAGUACUCGAGAAGGCUGUAAGGAGAUGGCGAGUCCCAGCUGACUAAGCCUGCAAAGUGCAAACUAACCUUCCUUUGCAUUGUUGUAUGUCAGCUUUUCGUCUUAACGUCUUUAUGUUCUGCGAUAUCAGGGCUUCGGCUGUCAGUUAUAAAUACUUGUCAGCAGUACGGUAAAGUCAGUGCAUGUUGCCUCUUGGGCCCAGAUAUCAUUGUUUUUAUUUUGUGCCACCUUGUGACUUCCAUAGUUUUUGUUCAUAGUUUCUUUUACCAUGAUCCAUGUAGAUAUUGUUCCUGCCCAUCUUGCAAGGCUGCUGUUUAAUCUGGGUCCAUAUCGCUAUCACACGGGUGUAAACUAUUCCAUUUGAGAAAUGGGCAUGAAGUGAAUAAUGCAUCUGACAAGGCUCAUUACGUGUCUUCCAAAUUGGGGCUUUACUUGGGAUUUGUAGAGUUUAACUGAUUGUUUGUGACUGUAGGUCUGAAUUGUGAUUGCCAAUUCUAAGCCAUGUAGGGCAGUAGGCAGAGGCACUGUGCUCAGUCAUGGGAGUACUAGAAAUGGAUGAGCUUCAGAGAGAUCAGAUGCAAGCAACAGGUGUUGUACCUCAGCUGAUUGACGCCCUGUCGCUUAGCUUACAAAGCGUCAAGGAACCCAUCUUCUCUUUCUGAAAGUGCACACAAAGUCCAGCUUAGGCAAUGCAAGCAUGCAGUUGCUGUAAUGGAACCAGGAGUUUAUUCACACGCAAAAAAGAUCCAGAGGCAACAUGCUGUGGGGUGCAUCAUCCACUGCUCACUCAUUAACAAGCCUGAAAUGUUUGGUGGUUGUUCACUUAAUGCACAUCUUCAAUUCCUUUCCCGGUUUCCUACUCUUCCCCCCUCUGACAUUUCCCUCUCCCAAGUGGGCCCUUGUCAACAAUCUGCUGCAGUUAUGGAUUUGCCAAUGAGGAUGCUCUUUGUUGAUCCUUGGGGUGGUGGCAUCAGCAAUAUUUCCUUUGGGGGUUUUGGGGUGGGGUUGUGUGGUAUGGUGUGGUGCAGGUGCAUGUGCAUGGCAUGGCAUGACCCGAAAAAGGGCGUGUGGUGUACCCUCUUCUGGCUUCAAAUCUACCCGAUGCAUUUUGAUCCGAGCUGUCUAUUUUAGAUCCGAUGAACGAAAAGGUAUCGGAGGAAAUUUCGAAAUAAAAUUUAUCAGGUUGGAUCAAUAUGGACGGACAGGAUUGCGAGAAAAUGUCAUUUGUCUAUACCCUGUACGGAUUCAGAGAGUUUCAGACUAUGGCAGACCAUGUGGGCACCAGCCAGUGGUGUGGUGCAUGCCUUUUUAUUAGCUGUUUUCCAUCGAUUGCUCCAUGAAAAAAACCGGUAGCAAUUGAUGUUUGCUUCUGGGACUCUCAGAUAUGAUGCAUAUCUGAUUGAUCUAUACAAAACCGAAUUUGAUUUGAUUGAUCAUAUCAUAGCAUGAAAUGAUCACACGAUGAGCACCUGUUCAUGUUUGGUU